AACCGGAAGUACGUCCUAGAGCGUAGACGACGAGGUAAGAUGGCGGCAACCAAGAGAAAGCGGCGUGGAGACUUGCUGGUCAAAGCGAAGAAGCCAAAAAGAGAUGGAAAAGAUGCCGGGAAGCCAGCUGCGCAGCCAGGCAAGGCAGAAGAAGUGGAGGAAGAAGAUAGAGAUUGUAUCCCAGGCCCCGUUUGCAAGGGCAAGUGGAAAAAUAAGGAACGGAUUCUCAUCUUUUCUUCCAGAGGAAUAAACUUUAGAACAAGACAUUUAAUGCAGGACCUGAGAAAGUUGAUGCCUCAUUCUAAAGCAGAUACUAAAAUGGAUCGUAAAGAUAAAUUAUUUGUGAUUAACGAGGUAUGUGAAAUGAAAAACUGCAAUAAGUGUAUCUUUUUUGAAGCUAAGAAAAAGCAGGAUCUCUAUAUGUGGCUUUCAAAUUCACCUCAGGGGCCAUCUGCCAAAUUCCUUGUUCAGAAUAUUCAUACCCUAGCAGAACUAAAGAUGACUGGCAACUGCUUGAAAGGUUCUAGGCCCCUUUUAUCCUUUGACCCUGCCUUUGAUGAAUUGCCACAUUAUGCAUUGUUGAAAGAACUCUUAAUUCAGAUAUUUAGUACACCUCGGUAUCAUCCCAAAAGCCAACCAUUUGUGGACCAUGUUUUUACUUUCACCAUUUUGGAUAAUAGGAUAUGGUUUCGGAACUUUCAGAUCAUAGAAGAAGAUGCUGCUCUUGUAGAAAUAGGACCUCGUUUUGUCUUAAAUCUUAUAAAGAUUUUCCAGGGAAGUUUUGGAGGACCAACUCUAUAUGAAAAUCCUCACUACCAGUCACCAAAUUUGCAUCGGCGUAUCAUAAGAUCCAUCACAGCGGCAAAAUACAAAGAGAAACAACAAGUGAAGGAUGUUCAGAAACUGAAAAAGAAAGAGCCAAAGACUGUUCUUCCACAUGAUCCUACUGAAGAUGUUUUUGCUGUACCAGCUGAGGAAAAACCAAUAGAAAUACAGUGGGUAAAACCAGAGCCCAAAGUAGAUUUGAAAGCAAGAAAGAAGAGGGUUUACAAAAGACAGAGGAAAAUUCAACAGAAAAUGAAUAGAGGGAAUGCAAAAUGAAUCAGUGGAUAAGUAGUUUGUUUUUUCAGUUAUUGUAUAUUUGUAUUCUGUGUGUAAAUACUUUUAUUAUCCAAGACCGCUUUAAAUCUAAUUAGUAUGCCAUUUAAAAGAAAACUUUAAAUCUUAAAUUCAGUGAUUUUAUCUUUUUCUAAAUAAAAUAUAUCCAGAAUUCAUUAGUUA
This is a messenger RNA of Dipodomys ordii (Ord's kangaroo rat), 1281 nucleotides long. RefSeq names its product BRX1, biogenesis of ribosomes (gene Brix1). Lineage: Eukaryota; Metazoa; Chordata; Mammalia; Rodentia; Heteromyidae. The transcript has 10 exons. Gene Ontology annotation, cellular component: nucleolus. The record is from RefSeq and is a predicted model, not a curated record. The coding region runs from base 40 to 1101 and encodes 353 amino acids. Gene Ontology annotation, biological process: rRNA processing; ribosomal large subunit assembly. Gene Ontology annotation, molecular function: rRNA binding.